This is a messenger RNA of Cucurbita maxima (winter squash), 679 nucleotides long. Its product is annotated as probable aquaporin PIP2-1. Gene Ontology annotation, biological process: transmembrane transport. The transcript has 3 exons. The coding region runs from base 63 to 578 and encodes 171 amino acids. The record is from RefSeq and is a predicted model, not a curated record. Gene Ontology annotation, cellular component: plasma membrane. Gene Ontology annotation, molecular function: water channel activity. NCBI's taxonomy places the organism in Eukaryota, Viridiplantae, Streptophyta, Magnoliopsida, Cucurbitales, Cucurbitaceae.
GGUCCUAAAUUUGAUCCGGUGCAGGAGGACAUAUAAACCCAGCAGUGACAUUUGGGCUAUUUAUGGGGCGGAAGGUUUCGUUGGUCAGAGCUGUACUGUACAUAGUGGCUCAGUGUUUGGGAGCCAUUUGUGGGUGUGGGCUGGUGAAGUCAUUAAAGAAGGCUAACUUUAAUGACCUCGGCGGUGGAGCCACCGAGCUCGCCGACGGUUUCAGUCCCGGCGCCGGCCUGGCCGCCGAGAUCAUCGGAACCUUCGUUCUUGUAUACACCAUCUUCUCUGCCACCGAUCCGAAGAGAAAAGCCAGAGAUUCCCACGUUCCUGUUCUAGCGCCGCUGCCAAUUGGGUUUGCCAUGUUCGUGGUGAAUUUGGCCACUAUUCCGGUCACCGGCGCCAGCAUUAACCCAGCUCGAAGCUUCGGCUCUGCAGUGAUGUUCAACAAACACAAAGCUUGGGAUAACCACUGGAUAUUCUGGGCCGGACCUUUCACCGGAACUGCAAUGGCUGCAAUUUACCAUGAAUUUGUUCUGAGAGGAGGAGCUGCGAAGACCUUGAGAUCCUUCCGGAGUUCCUCAAUUUAAUGGAUUUUCUUCUUCUUCUUCUUCUUCAAUAGUUCUUUGUCUGAUAGAAUCGCAAUUUUAAUUAUGUUGUUCAACUUGUAAAAUUUUGAUGGGUUUAGGGU